Messenger RNA from Cryptomeria japonica (Japanese cedar), 2247 nucleotides. RefSeq names its product wall-associated receptor kinase 1-like. The record is from RefSeq and is a predicted model, not a curated record. The transcript has 3 exons. Bases 1 to 2247 code for a protein of 748 amino acids. Gene Ontology annotation, molecular function: protein serine/threonine kinase activity; calcium ion binding; ATP binding. Gene Ontology annotation, cellular component: plasma membrane. Gene Ontology annotation, biological process: cell surface receptor signaling pathway; protein phosphorylation. NCBI's taxonomy places the organism in Eukaryota, Viridiplantae, Streptophyta, Pinopsida, Cupressales, Cupressaceae.
AUGUGCUUGGUGGGGUUGAGUGCUGCGAAAUGUGAUCCUGAAAUCUGUGGCUCUAUGAAUGUGAGUUAUCCUUUUUGGAUUAAAAAUUCUGAUUGUGGAUACCCUGGUUUUCAGAUCAAAUGCAGGAAGAAGAGGUCUACUGGGAUGCAAGCUCCAUUCUUUACUGCCUAUUUAGGUAACCAUACUGACAAGUUUCUUCCACCUCACCAGUAUGAAAUUAUGAAGAUAGAUUAUAUGGGUUAUCUGAUGAUCAAUUCGACUUCUCUGAAACUCCAAUCGUGUGAGACAAACAGCAGUGAAUCAAGAAUCUUUCAGCCACCUAAUGGUGGGCCUUUCACCAUUUCCAUGUCUAAUAAAUUUGUGGUUAUUGGCUGUAAGACAUUCGGUACUUAUGCAUACGGGAAUUUGGGCGAUGUUAGAUGUGUAUCGCUUUGUAAGCCUCAAAGUGAUCCACCAUACUGCCGCUAUGGCUGUUGUGAAGUUAGCGUUCCAGAUAACUCGAAGUGGUUUAAUUUCACUGGUGGAGGUGUGUUUAGGUUGCGCAAUUCUACUACCAACAAUUAUGAGAAGAAGUGUGGCUUCUCCACCAUAUUGGACCCCUCCACCUUCACCGUAGUAGACAAUGAAACAAGCCUCUUUUGGGGAGAAGGCAGGAAGGCUUAUUAUGGUCUCCGCCUUAACUGGAGUAUCGGCAGUCAGAAUUGCUCCAUGGUUAAAGAAACUGCCAAUUAUUCUUGCUCCAUCAACGCAAAAUGCAUUGACUCACCUACCGAAAAAGGGCACGUAUGCAAAUGCCUUCCUGGGUAUGAAGGAAAUGGUUAUUUGAAUGGCACUGAUUGCAUAGAUAUAGACGAGUGCAGUGAUAAAACGUUGAAUAUGUGCGUUGGACAAGAGGAAGGAGGAAUAUGCCUUAAUUUGGCAGGCUCCUAUAAUUGUUCAUGUGCGCAUGGAUAUAAGGGAGAUGGCUUUACAAAUGGGAAGAAAUGUCUAUCCCCACAAUCCAAAACCACCCUCAUAUCUGGACUCAUAGGGUCUAUUUCUUCAUUCAUUGUGGUUUCUAUGGUAGCUUGUGGACUAUUUUGGUGUCUGCGGCGGCGUCGUUUGAAAAAUGCAAAAGAAAGGAAUUUCCGGCAGAAUGGCGGAUUACUGUUACAGGAACGCAUAGCUUCUAUGGGAGGAAGAAAAGGCCUAAGAAUAUUUUCUGAAAGAGAACUUCAAAUAGCGUCCAAGAAUUAUUCAAUAGAAUUGGGGAAGGGUGGAUUCGCAACUGUGUACAAAGGAGUUCUCGCUGAUGGCUUGCCUGUGGCAAUUAAAAAACCCAAUUCAAUAUCGGAUGAGUUUAUCAAUGAAAUUAUAAUUCUGUCUCAUAUACAUCACAGGAAUGUAGUGAAAUUGUUUGGUUGCUGCAUGGAAACUCAAUUUCCAUUGCUUGUGUAUGAAUUUGUUCCAAACGGCACAGUUUAUCAACAUCUACAUUCGGGCGAGACGAAGUUGUCAUGGCAAACAAGGCGGCAGAUUGCCAUUGAAACUGCAGAGGCAAUAUCAUAUAUGCAUCUUCAAGCUUCUCAACCUAUUUUCCAUCGCGACAUAAAAUCUUCAAAUAUUCUGUUAGAUGAAACAUUGACCCCAAAAGUAGCAGACUUUGGUCUUUCUCGUUUAAGGCCUUCUGAAGAAAUGCAUUUGAGCACUAUGGCAGUGGGUACUAGAGGGUAUGUGGAUCCUGAUUUCGUGAGGAGCAAUCAAUUUACAGACAAGAGUGAUGUUUUCAGCUUUGGUGUAGUUCUGGUGGAGCUUCUUACUGGUCUUACGCCCUUGCUCUCCACACAAGGAUCUAUGUGCGCUUUAUAUGACCAUUUCCUCUCUGCGCUUGAUGAGAACCGCCUCACUGAAAUUUUAGAUCAAAAAGUCAUGAAUGAAGAAAACCAAGGGCAGAUGGAGAGUAUGGCAAGAUUAGCAAAAGCGUGCUUGCAAAAGAAAGCAAGAGCAAGGCCGUCCAUGAGAGAGGUGGUGGAAGAACUUGCAUGGAUAAGAGCUGCCACAAGACAGUCGGGACUUUACAGAGAUAUUAGUCUUGUAGAACACACAGGUGAUUCAAAACAAUCACCGCUAAAUUAUCAUGCCUUGCUAACCUCAUUUGAUGGUGAUUAUCAAGAUCUUAACCCUUUUACACCUGUUACAGCAAUUUCUUCAGAGGAUCCAUCCACUGCGUUGAUUCAGAUUGAGAUGCCAGAUAAGAAUGGACGAUGA